AUCAUGUGAGAUGUCAGCAAGAAAAGAGAGAGAGAGAUAUAAAUUUUGUCAUCCCACAAGAGACUGGACUUCGGGUGUCAUCGGGUGUCGUCGGUUUUUACUCCCACCUAGAUGUUUUUUGUGCUGAAUGUUCUCCCACUUUUCUGUGCGCGCGCGCAGUUUAUAAAUUUUCGGUAGUGGGGGAAAUUUCCGAGAUCUAUUCUCUUUCUGGGACCACAAUAACAAAUUUCUAACAUAACCUACUCGUGUUUUUGAAUCUACAACGUGAGAUCAAUAACUUAUUACUCCAUAUUUUAAAUAAAUUAUUUGUAAAUAUAAUUUUGAAUUCAAAUAAUUUGAAAUGGAAACUGUGCCAAAAGAUUUAAGAAGUUUGCGCGCGUGUUUAGUUUGUUCUCUGAUUAAGACCUUUGAUCAAUUUGAAAUUGACGGAUGCGAUAAUUGUGAUGAAUUUUUGCGGAUGAAAAAUAAUAAGGACAAUGUCUUUGAUUGCACGAGUGCGAAUUUUGAUGGAAUGAUUGCGGCAAUGAGUCCAGAGGACAGUUGGGUCGCCAAGUGGCAAAGAAUAAAUCGUUUUACAAAAGGAGUCUACGCCAUAUCAGUAUCAGGAAGAUUACCAGCAGGAGUCAUCAGGGAAAUGAAAAGCCGUGGAAUUGUUUAUCGUCCACGCGACACAAGUCAAAGAUAAAUAUUUUAAAUAUAAUAAUAAUUAUAAUAAGAUAUAUAUUUAUCAUUAUAACUAACAAUACUUCAAUAGAUAUGUAAACAAUAAUUUUUCUUUAACAAUUUGAGAUUCUCUGUGAAUUUAUUCUCCUAUAUAUAUAUUUAUAUAUCAAAUUUGUGCGUAAAACAAUUAUUGUAAUUUAAAAAUUUUGGAGGGAAUAGUGUUAAUAAAAUAACUUUUUUAAAAACAA
Messenger RNA from Microplitis mediator, 911 nucleotides. RefSeq names its product transcription elongation factor SPT4 (gene spt4). The coding region runs from base 341 to 685 and encodes 114 amino acids. Gene Ontology annotation, biological process: chromatin organization; mRNA processing; regulation of transcription elongation by RNA polymerase II. The transcript has 4 exons. NCBI's taxonomy places the organism in Eukaryota, Metazoa, Arthropoda, Insecta, Hymenoptera, Braconidae. Gene Ontology annotation, molecular function: RNA polymerase II complex binding; zinc ion binding. Gene Ontology annotation, cellular component: nucleus; DSIF complex. The record is from RefSeq and is a predicted model, not a curated record.